Messenger RNA from Pan troglodytes (chimpanzee), 2241 nucleotides. It is a transcript of the gene SH2B2, whose product is annotated as SH2B adaptor protein 2. NCBI's taxonomy places the organism in Eukaryota, Metazoa, Chordata, Mammalia, Primates, Hominidae. Gene Ontology annotation, cellular component: plasma membrane. The transcript has 9 exons. The record is from RefSeq and is a predicted model, not a curated record. Gene Ontology annotation, molecular function: transmembrane receptor protein tyrosine kinase adaptor activity. Gene Ontology annotation, biological process: antigen receptor-mediated signaling pathway; intracellular signal transduction. Bases 256 to 2160 code for a protein of 634 amino acids.
GCGCCGCGCGGGGCUGGGCUCGGAGCGCGCGGAGCUCGGCUGCCAGAGAGCCGCGCGGGGGACGCGCCGGGACCGCGAGGAGCGCACGAGCCUUCGAGGCGGUGAACGAGGGAGGGAGCCCAGUCCGCCGCGGGCCAUGAGCCACCGGGCCCGGGGAGCCCGGCCGCGGUCCGGGCAGCGCUCAGCCGGCGCCCCAGCCCGCUCGGCCGCAGCUGCGCGCCUGUAGCCGCAGGUGGCUGCGAUGGGACGGAAGCCAUGAAUGGUGCCGGCCCUGGCCCCGCCGCAGCCGCCCCGGUCCCGGUCCCGGUCCCGGACUGGCGGCAGUUCUGCGAGCUGCAUGCGCAGGCGGCCGCCGUGGACUUUGCGCACAAGUUCUGCCGUUUCCUGCGGGACAACCCAGCCUACGACACGCCCGACGCCGGCGCCUCCUUCUCCCGCCACUUCGCCGCCAACUUCCUGGACGUCUUCGGCGAGGAGGUGCGCCGCGUGCUGGUGGCUGGGCCGACGACUCGGGGCGCGGCCGUGAGCGCGGAGGCCAUGGAGCCGGAGCUCGCGGACACCUCUGCACUCAAGGCGGCGCCCUACGGCCACUCGCGGAGCUCGGAGGACGUGUCCACGCACGCGGCCACCAAGGCCCGCGUUCGCAAGGGCUUCUCGCUGCGCAACAUGAGCCUGUGCGUGGUGGACGGCGUGCGCGACAUGUGGCACCGGCGCGCCUCGCCCGAGCCCGACGCGGCAGCUGCCCCGCGCACCGCCGAGCCCUCCGCCGAGCCCCGCGACAAGUGGACGCGGCGCCUGAGGCUGUCGCGGACGCUGGCUGCCAAGGUGGAGCUGGUGGACAUUCAACGCGAGGGGGCGCUGCGCUUCAUGGUGGCCGACGACGCGGCCGCGGGCUCCGGGGGCUCGGCUCAGUGGCAGAAGUGCCGCCUGCUCCUGCGCAGGGCUGUGGCCGAGGAACGCUUCCGCCUGGAGUUCUUCGUGCCGCCCAAGGCCUCCAGGCCCAAGGUCAGCAUCCCACUGUCAGCCAUCAUUGAGGUCCGCACCACCAUGCCCCUGGAAAUGCCAGAGAAGGAUAACACAUUCGUCCUCAAGGUAGAGAAUGGAGCCGAAUACAUCUUGGAGACCAUCGACUCUCUGCAGAAGCACUCGUGGGUAGCUGACAUCCAGGGCUGCGUGGACCCCGGUGACAGUGAGGAAGACACCGAGCUCUCCUGUACCCGAGGAGGCUGUCUGGCCAGCCGUGUGGCCUCCUGCAGCUGUGAGCUCCUGACUGAUGCAGUCGACCUGCCCCGCCCCCCAGAGACGACAGCUGUGGGUGCAGUGGUGACAGCCCCCCACAGCCGAGGUCGAGAUGCCGUCAGAGAAUCCCUGAUCCACGUCCCGCUAGAGACCUUUCUGCAGACCCUGGAAUCCGCGGGCGGCAGCGGCAGUGACAGCAAUAACACAGGGGAACAGGGUGCAGAGACGGAUCCCGAGGCUGAACCCGAGCUGGAGCUAUCCGACUACCCAUGGUUCCACGGGACACUGUCCCGGGUCAAGGCUGCUCAACUGGUUCUGGCAGGGGGGCCCCGGAACCACGGCCUCUUCGUGAUCCGCCAAAGUGAGACUCGGCCUGGGGAGUACGUGCUGACCUUCAACUUCCAGGGCAAGGCCAAGCACCUGCGCCUGUCCCUGAACGGCCACGGCCAGUGUCACGUACAGCAUCUGUGGUUCCAGUCUGUGCUUGACAUGCUCCGCCACUUCCACACACACCCCAUCCCACUGGAGUCAGGGGGCUCGGCCGACAUCACCCUUCGCAGCUAUGUGCGGGCCCAGGGCCCCCCACCAGAGCCGGGCCCCACGCCCCCUGCCGCGCCCGCGUCCCCGGCCUGCUGGAGCGACUCGCCCGGCCAGCACUACUUCUCCAGCCUCGCCGCGGCCGCCGGCCCGCCUGCCUCGCCCUCCGACGCCGCCGGCGCCUCCUCGUCUUCCGCCUCGUCGUCCUCUGCCGCGUCGGGGCCCGCCCCCCCGCGCCCCGUCGAGGGCCAGCUCAGCGCGCGGAGCCGCAGCAACAGCGCCGAGCGCCUGCUGGAGGCCGUGGCCGCCACCGCCGCCGAGGAGCCCCCGGAGGCCGCGCCCGGCCGCGCGCGCGCCGUGGAGAACCAGUACUCCUUCUACUAGCCCGCGGCGCCGCCCGGGUGGGACACGCCAAGCUCUUCAGUGAAGACACGAUGUUAUUAAAAGCCUGUUUUAGGGACUGCA